Symphalangus syndactylus (siamang) is the source of this 432-nucleotide messenger RNA. RefSeq names its product large ribosomal subunit protein eL42-like. Gene Ontology annotation, cellular component: ribosome. Gene Ontology annotation, biological process: translation. Gene Ontology annotation, molecular function: structural constituent of ribosome. Lineage: Eukaryota; Metazoa; Chordata; Mammalia; Primates; Hylobatidae. The record is from RefSeq and is a predicted model, not a curated record.
AACAAAUCGAUAAUAGCUUUCCGUGCCGAUAACGCUCACGCAAGCAUGGUUAACGUCCCUAAAACCCGCCAGACUUUCUGUAAGAAGUGUGGCAAGCACCAACCCCAUAAAGUGACACAGUACAAGAAGGGCAAGGAUUCUCUGUAUGCCCAGGGAAAGCGGCGUUAUGACAGGAAGCAGAGUGGCUAUGGUGGGCAAACUAAGCCAAUUUUCCGGAAAAAGGCUAAAACUACAAAGAAGAUUGUCCUAAGGCUUGAGUGCGUUGAGCCCAACUGCAGAUCUAAGAGAAUGCUGGCUAUUAAAAGAUGCAAGCAUUUUGAACUGGGAGGAGAUAAGAAAAGAAAGGGCCAAGUGAUCCAGUUCUAAGUGUCAUCUUUUAUUAUGAAGACAAUAAAAUCUUGAGUUUAUGUUCACAAAAAAAAAAAAAACAAA